CCGCCCUGCGCUCCUGGUCUCCCGCGCGGCGCGGGGCUGCGGAGGCUGGGGCGCCGGUCGGAGCGCGCGUCCGCUCGGAGCGUGUGUCGCCGGCCUCGUCUGGCCUGUUCUUGCCCGAGGAGCCAGCGUCCCAGGGUGAACCGCUUCCCCCACUGCUGGAACAGCCCGAGAAGACCGGCGUGGCCCCCGGUGUGUCCCGUGAGGAGCCUGCCGCCAUGCUGCCUCGAAUCCGAACGACUGGCCCUGGGAUGUUGCCCAAACGUAAGCGGGGGCAGCUGAGUGGUUCCCCAGCCCGAGCCGUGCUCCCUGCACCGAGAGGGCUGGCAGUCUUCUGCUCUCUCCCUGCUCGGCGAGGGCCAUGUGCACCACCUGCCCCGAAGACUUCCGCUUUGGACCAGCUCAUGCCCGCGGGCCUGGAACAAGCCUGUCAGUCUGGGAUCGCACCUGCCCACUGCCUGCCUCUCCGCGGGCUCCCUGCCUCCGCUUUCCGCCCUUUCUCUGAACCCUGCAGCGGCCCUUAGCACUUCGCAGCCACCGUGGAAUCUGUGUUGUCAGGAUUUACAACUACCAUCACCUGUGGGGAGAUGAAAGGCGUGACUAGAAAUGAAGUGGGAGGUUUUCCUUUCCUGUUUCCACUUUCAAGUCAUGUGACUACACUCAAAGGACAAGCCCAAAGCAAAGUGCUUUCCCGAGCUUAAUACCACUACCUGUUCUUAUUUGUACAGUGUCUGGGACUGAACCAGGGCCUCAAGCUCACUCGGGCAAGUCUUCUACUCCUGGGGGUAGACCCGGCCUCUCCAGCCACCAUUUUGCAUGGAAGUUUGUGCCCUGUGCUUGUCCUGUUUCAGGAUGCUGCUGCUGCGGGGGAAUUAGCUCCCAGUUACGACUUAUUUUACCACCUACCACGUCCACUUGCUGCCCCACUGAAUCCACUCGACAACCCUACAGAGGCCGAUUCUAUCAUUUCACAGCAGACAGACAGUGGCCACAGAACCACAGCCCGCGUGCAGCCUGCCCUCCGCGAGCCCUUCCUGACACGAAGCCUGUCCGGGGUGCGUCCCCCCACCU
Chinchilla lanigera (long-tailed chinchilla) is the source of this 1068-nucleotide messenger RNA. Its product is annotated as phosphatidylinositol 4,5-bisphosphate 5-phosphatase A-like. NCBI's taxonomy places the organism in Eukaryota, Metazoa, Chordata, Mammalia, Rodentia, Chinchillidae. The record is from RefSeq and is a predicted model, not a curated record.